This is a messenger RNA of Stylophora pistillata, 3298 nucleotides long. Its product is annotated as semaphorin-1A. Gene Ontology annotation, biological process: positive regulation of cell migration; negative chemotaxis; axon guidance. Gene Ontology annotation, cellular component: plasma membrane. Gene Ontology annotation, molecular function: semaphorin receptor binding; chemorepellent activity. Lineage: Eukaryota; Metazoa; Cnidaria; Anthozoa; Scleractinia; Pocilloporidae. The record is from RefSeq and is a predicted model, not a curated record.
AUUUUGUUUGUUGGAGUCGCCACUCGAACGCUUUGGAUAUUAUAGCUCAUGUAAGCAUUGGGAGAUUAACUGGAUACCAAAAUCAUUGGAAAGAACCAGAUGCAGUAUUAUGAACUUGUCUUUGAAGAUUUUGUCAUUGGGAGUUCUUAUCCAUUAUCGUAUGCUGAUUAGUGGAGUAGCUGUUCAUUCAUAUAGCAGUUGUAAAGGGUGUGUCAAAUUUCAUUCAAAUGGAACAAAUAUAGAGGAAAUACUAAUUGAUGAAAGGAAUAACCAAUUGAUUGUUGGUGCCAAAAAUUUACUGUUCAGACUUGAACUCACUACUUUGCAGUUACCAUCAGUUCAAAAUGACAGGGUAGCUCUGCACCCAAGCCGGGAGGCAUUGGAGGCAUGCCUAAGCCUGGGACAAGGGAAGGGUAACUGCCAAAAUUAUAUAAAGUUGCUACUCUUUGACCAACAAGAAAAUAUUUUUGUUUGCGGUACCUAUGCUGCUGCACCUAAGUGCUGGAAAUUCAAGAGAAAUGAUGCACUGAAUCCACAACCUGAUGCAAUCAAUGGAGAUGGAAUAAGUCCAUCUAGUUAUCAAGGCAGAGUGACUGGGAUUUUUACAAGUAGUUACUUGUUUGCUGGGAUCAGCAGUAGGAGAAGUAGGAGAUCGCUUAUUUACAAGACUGAAGCAGAUCUGAGCAGGAGUGUAGUCUUGACAUCUGAUUCAUCUUUUAAAGUUUUGCAAGAUGCUGACUUUGUAACUUCUUUUCGUCAUCUGGACAACUUUGUGUACUUCUUUUUUAGAGAAACUGCUGUAGAAGCAAGAAAGGUGGUUUACUCAAGGGUGGCAAGGAUUUGUCAGUAUGACGAGGGAGGUGAUGGACGAUUGAAAAAUAGAUUCACUUCAUUUGUAAAGACCAGAAUAAUGUGUUCGGUCCCUGGCAACAUUCCAUUUGAUUACAACGAAAUCCAAGCAGCUGUCACCUACACUAGUCCUGUGACAAAAGAGGUCUAUUUUUAUGGAAUUUUUACCACUCCACAGCUAGGAGUCCUGGGCUCAGCAGUUUGUUCUUACAGUGUGAAGUCUCUUCAAGAGUUAUUUGAUAACAGUCCUUACUUAAAGGAAACUGACAAUAAAAGUUUUGAUGGAACUUCCUUGUGGGUCAAAGAGUUUCCUGUAAAUUUGUCAGUGGUUCCUGGCAGACCAAAGUGCAAUGCACAGCUGGAUACCAAGAGGUAUUCCUGGAAGAUCACCCAGUUUGCUUCUGACCAUCCUCUCUUGGCUGUUCCACUCAUGCCAACAUCAUUAUUUAAGGACCCCAAACCCUUGUUUACCAAGGCAGGCACAAGGUUUACUCAGCUUGUUGUGGACAAAGUUAACGUUGGCAAUGGACGGAUCAUUCCUGUGAUGUUUAUUUCUACUGACAAUGGCACAGUGUUUAAAGUGUUCAACAAUAUAUCUGGUGAUGGCAAUGCUAUUGUUGUGGAGCAAGUGAGACUUCUUGAGAAUCCAGAACCUAUCUAUACAAUGAAACUUUACAAGGGAGCCGUUUGCAUCGGAAGUGAUUCGGGUGUCACAAAGCUGCCAGUGGAGCACUGUAGUGAAUUUACGAGCUGCAGGACUUGUGUUUCCGCUUUGGAUCCUUACUGUGGAUGGAGUGACAACACGUGCACAACAUUUGAUAACAAGAAAGGAAGUGGCUGGUUACAAGACAUUGUUUACGGUAAUUUCUCCAGACUUUGUCCGCGAGAGAUUCCGUUGUGUUCAUUGACGUCUUCUCUGGACCAAAAGGGACAUGUUAAUAGUUUGAUUUGUCAAGGAGAUGGAGUCCCACUUCCUAAAGUGAUCAGAUUGGAAAAAGAUUCAAAGACUCUUUGUGCUCAUUCAGACUGCCGCAGAAACUCUUCACUGACGAGUCAUCAGGAAAGAUUAGACAUAAACAACUUUGGGCUCCAGCACCUUGGCGAUUAUCAUUGUUUUGUGUCUAAUGAAGUGGGGUCGUCUUCGUGUGUCAUAAAUCUCGCGGGUUCUUUGCCUGUCGUCGCAUAUUCUCUGGUGAGAAUGAGAGAUGAGUCUCUGUUUUUGUGUAAUGGAAGUGGGUUGCCCAUUCCACGUAUAACUAUCUACAAGGUGACCGGGAACACCACACUUGUCGUUCUAGCACGUCAAACAACCAUUACUGAUGAUGAAGGCCAAAGGUCAUAUUACUGCGUGGCACACAACUACUUUGGAGUAUCAUUUAGCAAAGCGAUUGACAUCAAUGAUAAACCAGUCAGAGCUGAAAUGGAGCUCACAAAUGAGGAUUGGAGUUUAGAACUUUCUAAAAGACCUUCAGAAAGAUAUAAAAACCUGGCAGGUCAAGUUAGAACCGCGGUACAAGAAAUCUACUGUAAAAGUCCUGCAUUUGUGAGUGUAAAGGAUAUUUCAUUUAGGAGAGGAAGUGUUCUCUGUCAAAUGACAAUAAAUUUUGCUGCUGAGGCUUCGGAAACGAGCCAUGACUUGUUGAAGGAAUUGCAAGCAAGUGUGUUUUCCGGACAAGUGGGGAACCUAACGGUGGAUGCAUCACAUAUUCUCAAUAUGGAAAGCGUCCCAAAACCUACUCCAGCAACAGAGGGGAAAGAUUCGAAUGACAAAGGGUUACUGGCUGUGGCUGUCAUGACAGCGGUGUUGUUAAGUCUCAUUAUCGGCUUUAUGUUAGGAAUGAAGUGUUAUGGUCAAGUUGUUAACCGCUGCACACCGUCAUCCAGGAAUUCAGAUUCGUUCGAUGGACCGAAGGACAGAACUAUUAAGGGUGUCAAAUACACCAAAUCGCCUCCCAGAGAUGAAAAUUUUAAACGGAACAAGAAUGAAUCACAGAGUAAGAGAAAUCUGGUUAAAAAGAAAGGUGAAAGCAUUGAGCGGAAGGAAGAUAGCGAUAGCAAUUCCUCUACUGCUGGUAAAAUUGCCGAUGAGAGUGGAGACGAGAAUUUCAUCAGGAAACCGUACACCCCAUUGUCGCCAUCCAUUUCCGGAGAUCCCUAGAGAGUGGGUGAAAUUUAGAUUAGAAGAAGUGAGUACAGAGAAGGGCCAUACUCGAUCGGCUACCCGCGUCGUGUCGCUACGACCCCAAUCAAGCAGCCAGACACUGAAGUGUGAGAAAAUAUUACGAAUGUUAGACGUGCCUGUGCAAACGCUUUUGACUUUUUUGGAGUUUUGUAAGAAAGCUCCCCAUCUGAAAAAUAGUUCAACUCACCUGAACUUUUAAACACGAAGGCGUGCUGUAAAAGGAGCCUUAGGUCCCGCUGGACCAUUUGUCAAUCAACCGUCGUGUGA